ACCGCACGAGGACCAGAACGGAACAUGCGCGCGGUUGGACUCGUCCUGCGGUAAAAAGGAGAGACUCUCGCAUGGAACUCUGACGUGGAACCGAAUGAUGCAAACGUGUGUUCUGAUCCCUGCGUAAAUUCGAUGAACUCGCGAGUCUCCGAAAGUAACGCAGAAAUCGGCGCGGAGUGUUGACGUAUUUCUCGAGGAGGAAGAAUCCCCGACGCUGCAUCGAGUUUGUGAUGUAACGCAGAAUGUUGCGACGUGAACGGUUCUCGACACGUUAAUUCCUCAAGAUGCAGAAGCCCGAUGCGAGCGGAAAAUAUCAACCGCUUGACUCGUGACGGCUAGAACUCUGAGAACUCCGCUCUUACCUGGUGAAAUUGUCUUUUUUAAGGUAAUUGUUGCCUCUCCAUUCAGACUAUCGUGAAAUUUAUUGAACGAUACGAGAAUUUCGCCUUAUAUAACAGCCCGAAGCAAAAUAUGCAUGAGAUUUGAAGAUUUUUACUCAAUGUAUCUUAUCGGAACGUGAGAGGACUAAAGGAUGUGAUCUCUCGUGUCUUUGAAUGCUGAUAAGAAUACAAAUAAUACCAAAGAGAAGUAUCGCGAAUCGUCGACGACUGAUCCAGAGAUUCUAAACAACUGUUAAAUCACUUCUCGAUACUUUUUCAAUCCGCUGGGACGAAUAUAAACGGCGUGUUUUGUUAUCUAGCGUAAACAGCAGUUGCACACAUUUGCCUACGUAAGAUGAACAAGUGCAUGUAGACAAUCGAUUGGUGACUCGGUCGAGCGGAUCAAUCCGGCAGGAUGCCGAAACCAGUGCCGGUGGAGAACCUGGUGAUACCGCCGCAGGAUGGCCGUAUCUGCGGCACAAUCUGCAUCUGCCAGAUGACGAUGGUGCUGUCGUCGGUCGCUUUAGUUUACCUAACAGUCGCGAUUUACAUGCCGAGCGGACGGGCGUUUCAAUCGGGCAUCAGCGAAGUGCCUGUGAUGUGCACGACGAUACGGGCGGUGAACGCCGACAACUGCGACUGGGGCAGCUGCGGCGAGUGGUGCCUGUCGAAGACCUCCGGGCCGUGCGUGCAGAUCCACGUGAACCUCCGCCGAAACGGAUCGACGAUUCUGUUGGCAAACUGCACGAACACGACGAACAAAACGUGCUACGGCAUCGAUCAGGAGAACGCGAAGAAGUCCAAGUGCAUCGCGGACGAGUGCCGCAAUCUCACAGGUACGUUCAACUGCUCGGCCGGCACCUGCAUCAACAUCACCGACGCGUUCGAGUGCAUGUUCCACGACACGGAUCCACCCCUCAAGUGCUCCGGUCGCCGCGGCAAGAUCACCUGCAUCGACAUAGACGGCCUGUUUAACUGUAACCGCGGCACCUGCGCGCGCAUACGGACUCCUUACAACUGCGACCGCAGGUGCGUCGACAUCCCGACCAGGAACAAGAACAUGAUCCUCCUCAGCGGCGACAAGGUGUACCUGAGCCAGUGCGAGCGGGCGAUAGACGUGGAGACGAAUCGGGAGAUCUGGCACGAGGAUCGGGGCGACGUCAUGAUGGCGUCCUGCUACGGGAUCUUCAACUCCACGCUGGGCGUGGAGGCGGUCGACUGCAUCAACGGCUCCGUGCUGGAGAAGGAGCUGCUGACCGAUCUGACGAACUUCACGUACCUGUCCUACCUGAACAUAUUCGCCACAAAGCCGUUGGACACCGAGAGCUUGGUCGCGCCGCCGGAGCAGAGCUUGAUUAUCGCCAACGAAAGCCGGCUCAUGAUCAAUCUCGAGGGAUGCGUGAACACGCUUCGCGACGAGUGCAAAGAGUUCUUGCACGAGUACGGGAAGGACGGGUCCGAUCAUAACGCGCGCGCUAGAUUCCCGUGCUUCUACGCCGAGGAUAAGACGGACAUUGUCGUGUCGCGCUUCGAUCUCGAAACCACCUACAAAGAGUUCUUGAUCUCGCUGAUCCUGCCGAGUGUCCUGUUUGUCGUCAGCUGUUUGACUCUGAUCUUCUGUCAGAAGACAGUCGUCGUCGGGGACGACGCUAAAAUGAGGUUCAAGGGCAAGCCCGGCACGCUGGUCUCGAUAGAGAGGAGCGCGUCGGGCAACUUGGGGGAUGCUGGCGGAGGAGACUCCGUCAUGGCGCUCUGAGAUCCGUCACGCAUUCCCCUCCUGGAGGAGAGUCCGGCUCGCCAGUCGAUAUUCUCCCUGCGUGGGCAUUACUGAGGUGUGGGGAGGGGGGGAA
Molecule: messenger RNA, 2230 nt
Organism: Linepithema humile (Argentine ant)
Lineage: Eukaryota; Metazoa; Arthropoda; Insecta; Hymenoptera; Formicidae
Gene: Teh3
Product: tipE homolog 3
Biological process (GO): regulation of sodium ion transport
Cellular component (GO): plasma membrane
Molecular function (GO): sodium channel regulator activity
Source: RefSeq, a predicted model, not a curated record